Molecule: messenger RNA, 1521 nt
Organism: Bemisia tabaci
Lineage: Eukaryota; Metazoa; Arthropoda; Insecta; Hemiptera; Aleyrodidae
Product: esterase E4-like
Source: RefSeq, a predicted model, not a curated record
AUGCAGGAUGCGGUACCAAAACAGUCGUUUGACGGUGUUUUCGACGCUACGAAAGAUGGUCCUGUGUGCGUUCAAAGACAAAGUAUAAAAUUCGGCGAUGAAAUCAUUGUCAUUGGUGAGGAGGACUGUCUCACGAUCAACGUUUAUACACCCGCUUGUCCUCAGGCGACGAAUCCACCAUCUAAUAAUUCGUUGCCAGUUUUUGUGCUUUUCCACUUCGGCUCCUGGGUCGAGGGAUCCAAUCGCGAGGCCAUCUACGGACCCGAAUUCCUGUUAAAUCGCGACGUUGUCUUAGCGGUGCCUAAUUAUCGCCUUGAUGCUAUCGGAUUCCUUAACACUGGCGACAAUGUCACUAUCGGGAAUUACGGAUUCAGGGACCAAGUCUUGGCCUUACAAUGGGUGCAAGAUAACAUUGCUGCUUUCGGUGGGGACCCGAGUCGGGUCACUCUCAUUGGCGAGUCCUCCGGGGGCUCAGCUGCUACGUUGCACUUAAUGUCACCACUCAGUAAAGGAUUAUUUGCGUACGUUAUCGCAAUGUCUGGGAGCGCAUUGUCCCCUUUAUCCUUCACAGAGAGGCCAGUUGCCGCAAACGCGACACAACGACUCGCUGAGUUGGUUGGAUGUCCAGUUUGCCCCUCAGAAGAUCUUACUAACUGCAUGCGAAACGUACCCGCUGAAACGCUUAUCCUAGCGCAAGUUAAUUUGACUUCAGAUAGGUUUCCACCAUUCGUUCAACUAUAUUUUCUUCCAACGUUGGAUUACGAUUACUUGGCCAACCCGACGUUCCCGUUCGAUCCGAGGAUAGCUGAUAUGACAGAACCUAUACCGCUGAUGACAGGAAGCAGCACAAAUGAUGGCCUCUUUUAUUUAUCAGCUGUCUACAAUAUCCCGGGGUUCGAGGAGCUCAUUUACAAAUAUUACAAGUACUUUUUGGCGAGACUAAUGGAUCUUGGGCAUCUUUUCCCGAUGUACGCCAUUCCAACCGUCAUGGACCGGGUUUACAGUCGCUAUUUCCAAGAUCAACCACUCUCAAGGGACUACCAAUCAAACCUCAAGCAAAUGUUUACAGACUAUGAUUUCUUCAUAACGACUGCAAUUCCAGCCUUGAGGCACGCAAAAAUCGGAGCUCCGACUUGGUAUUACGUUUACGACUACGAAACGGAAGUAUCUUUCAACGAUCUCCUAUUCGAUCCGAGUAUCAGUAGCACUCUAGAUAAACCGGGGCAUCUUGAUAAUCUUUUGACAUUAUUUCCGAUGCCCGAGUACUUCCCAAACAGGACAUACUCGGACGCAGAAAUAGAAUUCAUCAGGAAUCGUGUGGAUUUAUGGGUAACUUUUGCCGCCACUGGAAAUCCAACGACUGGAAAUGACAACAUACAAUGGGAUCAAGUUGGAUCACUAGAAAAUUGCACUGUCUUAGUACUGGAUAAAAAUUACCGGCUGGAUAACAAAUACAGAAGAGAUGCACUGUUAUUUUGGAUCGAUCUUUUGCAAAAAUAUUCAGGCUUGCAGAUUCUCUAA